AUGGCGAUGAAAAAUGUUCGCUGUUCUUUAGCAGUGGAUAGUUUGAUGUAUGCUCAAGUUUGUACACUAACUGAUAUAACUUUUGUUGUGGGUGUGAUUGGUAGAUUUAUGAGUAAUCUUGGUCUUAUUCAUUACCAAGCAGUUAAGAAGGUCUUUAGGUAUUUUCAGGGUAUCAAAGAUCAUAAGUUGAUAUAUUGCCACACCAACUUUCUUGAUGUAGUUGGUUAUAGUGAUGCAGAUUAUAAAGACUAUGUAAAUGAUAAGAAACCUACGACUGGAUAUAUAUUUAUCAUGACAGGAGAUGCUAUGUGUUGGUGGAGUGCCAAGCAGUCAGUGACAACAUCCUCAACUAUUGAGGCAAAGUAUAUGGCGUAUUAUGAGGCUACUCAUCAUGCAGUUUGGCUUUAG
This is a messenger RNA of Ziziphus jujuba (common jujube), 408 nucleotides long. Its product is annotated as secreted RxLR effector protein 161-like. The coding region runs from base 1 to 408 and encodes 135 amino acids. The transcript has a single exon. The record is from RefSeq and is a predicted model, not a curated record. NCBI's taxonomy places the organism in Eukaryota, Viridiplantae, Streptophyta, Magnoliopsida, Rosales, Rhamnaceae.